Messenger RNA from Anopheles coustani, 1339 nucleotides. It is a transcript of the gene JMJD5, whose product is annotated as bifunctional peptidase and arginyl-hydroxylase JMJD5. Gene Ontology annotation, molecular function: histone H3K36 demethylase activity. The coding region runs from base 18 to 1265 and encodes 415 amino acids. The transcript has 5 exons. The record is from RefSeq and is a predicted model, not a curated record. NCBI's taxonomy places the organism in Eukaryota, Metazoa, Arthropoda, Insecta, Diptera, Culicidae. Gene Ontology annotation, cellular component: nucleus.
UCGCGCGAGAAAUCAUCAUGCUUCCAAUUAUUAAAGAACUUCUAUCGGUGUGUACAGAUAAAACACAGUUAAUUGAUAGUGACCACAUGAAAAGCAAUCUUCUCUAUCGGAAAGUUAUCCUAGAUGUUCUAGACCCGCUGUACGAAGAUAAAAGUGCCGUGUUUGAUAACACUGCAUCCACCAAUUUGAUAAAAAUUGGUGUUCUUUAUGAUUGUAUCUACAACCGCCUGCACACAGGACAAUGGAGUACCGUGGAUGAAACAGAUAGGAAAUGUUUUACAGUUCUUUCUUAUGCGAGGAUUUUAUACACAUUACUCGUUUCGAAAGAUCUACACUGUGGUGUAAAAGAUGGGAUAUAUUUAGCCGAUUUGGGAUUGAUGCUGGGAGAAAAACUUAGACUGAAUGACAAAAAUAUCGGAAACGAUCUUCUAACGGAGUGUGCAUCCAUUCUUACAAGAUAUUUAGCUGACGCUAACGUGACUGUACCUCCAUCGAAACGCCUCAGGUUGGAUGAGAAAGUUGAAGAAGUGGGAUUAACGGAGAAACCGGACGUUUCAAUACUAGAAUGUCCCUCGUUGGAAGUUUUUGGGAAACAAUGUUACGAUCCAAAACAACCCGCAAUAAUACGAGGAAUCAUCAAAGACUGGCCUGCGAUGGAACUAUGGCACGACCCUGGCUAUUUGCUUUCCAUCGCUGGGGAACGUACCGUUCCAAUUGAGCUCGGAUCUCAGUACAGCAAUGAUGAUUGGUCACAGAAAUUGAUGAAAUUUGGCGAGUUCGUUGAACAAAACAUCUGUACCAAUUCGCCGAGCCCUUUGGACGGAAAUCGUACCGCCUAUCUGGCGCAGCAUGAUUUGUUCGAUCAAGUUCCCGCCUUGCGCCGUGAUAUCACCGUCCCGGACUAUAUCGGUCGUACCGAUGCAAACCCGCGUAUCAAAGCAUGGCUCGGACCGAAAGGUACCGUUUCGCCAUUGCACACCGAUCCGUGCCAUAACCUACUGUGUCAGGUUUUCGGCAGUAAGACCAUAAUCCUCGCCCGUCCAGAAGACACCGACAACCUGUACCCACACGAACACUUCAUACUGAGCAAUACAUCGCAGGUCGAUGCUCGGCAUCCGGACUACGAGCGGUUUCCGUUGGUGCGCCAGGUGCGGUUCCAUCGGUUGACGCUACACCGGGGAGAGGUACUGUACAUACCGCCAAAAUGGUGGCACUACGUGGAAUCACUGUCACCGAGCUUCUCCGUUAGCUUUUGGUUUGAAUGAUUCAUGCUGAUUGCUGCCACCGUUGCCGCUGCGUGCGCCAAAUAAAGGUACCGAAAGCCGAAAUAAACACUUAU